This is a messenger RNA of Hypoxylon fragiforme, 1930 nucleotides long. RefSeq names its product putative Non-specific lipid-transfer protein. The record is from RefSeq and is a predicted model, not a curated record. Gene Ontology annotation, molecular function: acyltransferase activity, transferring groups other than amino-acyl groups. Lineage: Eukaryota; Fungi; Ascomycota; Sordariomycetes; Xylariales; Hypoxylaceae. Bases 138 to 1529 code for a protein of 463 amino acids. The transcript has 2 exons.
CACACACAUACACACACAUACACACACGUACACACACAUACACAUACAUACACUACCUAACCCUAGGUAGUACCUAAUAAUACACACAUUCUUUCUACCCGUACAGUUGUAAAAUCAGUUCAAAGCCCAUCUACAAAAUGCCUGCCAAACAAAAGCAGCCCGUGUACGUCUUAGGCGUGGGGAUGACCAAGUUCAUCAAGCCUCGUGGUAAGGUUGACUACACCGAGCUUGGCUUCGAAGCUGGUGUCAAGGCCAUGCUUGACGCAAAGAUCAACUACGAUGAUGUCGAGCAAGGUAUCGCAUGUUACUGCUACGGAGACUCCACGUGUGGCCAACGUGUCUUCUACCAGUUCGGCAUGACCCAGAUUCCCAUCAUGAAUGUAAACAAUAAUUGCUCGACCGGGUCCACCGGUCUGCACUCGGCCCGGAACACUAUCGCCUAUGGAGGGGCCGACUGCAUCCUCGUCGUCGGUUUUGAGAAGAUGAUGCGGGGCAGCCUCCAGACUUUCUUCAACGAUAGGGAGAACCCCGUUGGCACUUCGGCUAAGUUGAUGGGGGAAACUCGAGGCCAUACUAAAGCCCCGGCUGCUGCUCAGAUGUUUGGCAAUGCUGGGAAGGAAUAUAUGGAGAAAUACGGCGCCACGCUCGAGGAUUUUGCCGAGAUUGCCAGAAUCAACCACAAGCACUCCGUCCACAACCCUUAUUCACAGUUUCAGGACGUCUACACCCUGGAGCAGGUCAUGAAGUCGCCCAUGAUCCACGAGCCCCUCACCAAGCUGCAGUGCUGCCCCACCUCCGAUGGCGGAGCCGCCGCCGUUCUGGUAUCGCAGGACUUCCUCGACGCCAGGCCGCACCUUAAGGGCCAGGCCAUCCUCAUCGCAGGCCAGUGCAUGGCGACGGACUCACCAAACCUCUUCUCCCGCAGCGCCAUCGACCUCAUCGGGUACGAUAUGACCAAGCGCGCCGCAGAAGUCGCUCUGAAGGAAGCCCGGGUGUCGCCGGAUGACGUACAGGUGGUGGAGCUGCACGACUGCUUCUCAGCGAACGAGAUGGUGACGAUCGACGCCCUGGGCUUGUGCCCGCCAGGCAAGGCGCACGAGAUGGUGCGGCGCGGCGACAUCACCUACGGCGAUGAGAAGAAGGGGAGAGUGGUGGUUAACCCGUCAGGCGGCCUCAUCUCCAAGGGCCACCCCCUUGGCGCAACUGGCCUCGCGCAGUGCGCAGAGCUCGUCUGGCACCUCCGUGGCUGGGCCAACAACCGCGCCGCCCCCCACACCCGCUACGCGCUGCAGCAAAACCUCGGCCUCGGCGGCGCCGCCGUCGUCACCGUCUAUGCCCGCCCCAACCGCGGCGAAGAAGCUCCCAAAGUAGACUCAGCUACGGUUGCGAAGGAGAACGGGUUAGGAUACAAUCCCGCCGUAGAGGCGAAGGGGUUCACAGCUGAACAGUGCAAGAGCGUGUUGAGUCGUGAGAAGACGUCUGCGUGGGCGCUGCAGGAUACGGAGAAGAAGGUUGAGGCGAGGUUUUAGGGGGAUGGAGGCUUAGGGAGGUGGGUAGGCAGGUAGGCGAUAUACCCAUGAUAUACCCACCUAAGGUAUAUCGGCUACCUACCUACUCAAGAAGGUAUAAAUAUGCAUACCUCGGCUUCAUCUAAGUCCUAAAGGCAAUAGUUUGAGGCUGAGGUUGGGAUGGGCUUCUAUUAAUGAGAUUGCUAAGGAUGGUAAAAUGUGAAAAUGAUGGAAUCAAUAUUAUUCAUCUUUAACUCUAGGUAGCUACCUAACUAGGGUGGUAGUCAGCGUAAUCAGAGCUUGAUUUAGCUAUGGGCUUUUGCUUUUGCUUUGGGAUUAUAGAUUCAUUCAGAAUGUCGUGCUUAUCGUAACUGGUGGUGUCCAUCCCCCCCCCCCCCCUCUUUGGGUAGCCACAGUUCAUA